CGCUUCAGCACUUCCUGUGCGUCAGUAACUCGGCGCGAGUCGGUGACUGGAAUCAGCAUGUUAUUCAUCAGUAACAGGGUUAAAUUCUGCUCGCUGGCGUUCACCGCGGCGCGUAUGUACGCCACCGGAGCUCAAGCCAACAACAACCCGGUGGUGUUCUUCGACAUCGCGGCGGACAACGAGCCGCUCGGUAGAGUCACCUUCGAACUGAAUGCGGAUGUUGUGCCCAAAACAGCAGAGAACUUCCGAGCUCUGUGCACCGGUGAGCAUGGAUUCGGAUACAAGGGCUCCAUCUUCCACAGAGUGAUCCCACAGUUCAUGUGUCAGGGAGGAGAUUUUACAAACCACAAUGGAACCGGAGGAAAGUCCGUCUACGGUCCGAGAUUUCCGGAUGAGAAUUUCAGACUGAAACACACCGGACCAGGUAUUCUGUCCAUGGCUAACGCCGGACCCAACACGAACGGAUCCCAGUUCUUCAUAUGCACAGCCAAAACAGAGUGGCUGGAUGGGCGGCACGUUGUGUUCGGCAGCAUUAAAGACGGGAUGGAUGUGGUGAGGAAGGUGGAGGAGCUCGGCUCUCGCUCGGGAAGAACCGCCAAGAGAAUCAGCGUCACCGACUGCGGAGAGCUCAAGUAGAGUCAGCAGUCGUUUCUUCUGUCCUGCUGCAGAUUCAGACUACUCCAUGUUCACAAGGGACAAAAGCUCCAUAAUGUGAAACUCAAGACACUUUUGGAUUAAAGGAAUAGUCUUUAUUUACUCGCUCUCAUGUCUUUGCAAAGCUGUGUGACGUAAAAAAAAAUUCAUGCAACACAAAGGGUGAAUUUUUAAGUUCUUUAGACUUAUAGUGACCAAAAAGGGCUAAAUCUGCAUGAAAGCACUUGUGCAUUAUAUUCAGAGUCUUCUGAAGUCAUGCACUUUUAAAGUCAUUGUGCAGAAAAACAUAAUUAUUUUGUAUUCCAAGGAAAAAAAACACAUCUUACGGGUUUGAAGUGACAUGAGGACGAGUAAAUACUGUCAUUUUUACAUGCAUUAUUCCUUUACAGUAACUGUAAACUAAUAAAUGUCAUUUUUAACGUCAUUCUCAGGUAAAAGCCAUGUUUAUUCUGGACUGACUGCAUGAUUAUGAAUUAUGGCCAGUGUGCUUCAGUAUUCGUCACUUGAGUUUGAUUAAUAAAGCCGAGAGCAAUAAGACAUGA
Molecule: messenger RNA, 1196 nt
Organism: Sinocyclocheilus anshuiensis
Lineage: Eukaryota; Metazoa; Chordata; Actinopteri; Cypriniformes; Cyprinidae
Product: peptidyl-prolyl cis-trans isomerase A-like
Exons: 6
Coding region: 58-636 (192 amino acids)
Biological process (GO): protein peptidyl-prolyl isomerization; protein folding
Cellular component (GO): cytoplasm
Molecular function (GO): cyclosporin A binding; peptidyl-prolyl cis-trans isomerase activity
Source: RefSeq, a predicted model, not a curated record